UAACUAUAAGUUGCGAAAUCCAUAUUUCCGAUUUGAUUAUUACGAUGAGGAAAAACAGAUUAUAAUUGGAAAUAUUUUCCGUCGUAGGACAACACAGAGCAGGAAUGGCGACCUUUCCGAGUAUUACAGGGAUUCUCCAAAUUACUGUUGCCAUCAUCAUCGUCCUUCAGUGUGUUUCUCAAACAAACGCUAGUUAUGAAGAUGCACGAUGCAAGUGUGUUUGUGAUUUAGAAAGAAAUGGAACAAAACCAGAACGGACAGUUUAUGUACAAACAGUAGGAAAUCAGGAAUGCAAGUGUGACACUGUGGCACUCCCAAAGAAUCCUGAAAUCUUUUGCCCACGAUGUGAAUGUUCCAAGGAGAGUAGAAACACGACAACCAUCAAGGUGGUGGUGAUCUUCAUCAUCUGUGUGGUGUCCCUGCUGAUGGUGUACAUGCUGUUCCUCAUGUGUCUGGACCCACUGAUCGCACGUCGACCCGCUCACUACCAGGAACAUGCAGACGAGGAGGUGAAUUUGGAUGACCUGUCUAUACCUCGGAUGUCGCCGCUUGAGACGGCAGCAGCAGCGUCAGCAUCCGCACGGCAGAGGUCGAUCCUCAACCGUGUGUCCGAUGAGCAGAAGAAGUGGAAGGGGACUGUGAAGGAACAGAGGAAACACAUAUAUGACCGGCAUUCCAUGCUUAACUGAAGCAGUAGAAGAAGUGGAGAUGUGGGUCAGAGUACAUAGCUGAAUCUCAUGCAACAAGUAUCAGGUCGCUCACCAUCAACCUGGCUUAAAUGUACCUUUGUUCUUUCUAGAAGGAGACAAAUUGUUAUCUUAGUUAUCACUGAGGAUAAUAUGAAGACAAGUUGAGCUAUUUUCAGAUUUAAUUUGAGGUGUUGAUACACGGAUGUAGGUCUAAAAUAUCUUGUGCAUAUCAUUAAGUUGAGUAAAUGUUACAAUUCAUUCUCACUGCUGAAGAUAAUAUUAAUGUGGGUCCAGGAAUUUUCAGUUUUAAGAUCUUUGGGUUGCAGAUACCAGUGUGUAGCCUUAUAAUUCCUUAAUUAUGUCUGGCAGUUGAACAAAUGUUAAUGUUUGUAAUCGCUGCGGAGGAUAAUAUUGGGCAGUUUUAGGAUUUUUGACAGUUCUAAGAUUGUGUGGUUUCCAGAGACUGGAUCACAGAUAGCUACAGGCCUAUGGUCUACAAACAGAAGGGGGGAGUCAGGAUCUCCUUGCAUCUGCCAGAGUUACGGGACUUUGUCAUGACUGUGUUUCUAUAUGAGACUGUGAUACCUGACAUCUUGUAAUGAAAAUAUGAUGAAUAUCAUAUAAGCUUAUGCUGAUAUCCUAGUCAUGGUUUACAUAAAUUUAAAAACAGAUACACUUGUACAACUUUUGAUUGGGUGCAUUACUGUUUUGAAGUUGCACUUAAAAUAAAUGCUAGACGAAUUCAAAUCAUUCAUUCGAUAUACAAUUUGUGUUUGUAAGCCAAAUUUAGUCAUAAUAAGUGUUAGCUUUAGCAUAAACACAACCAAAUGAUUCAGUAUGUGGUUUGUAUAUGUUAACAUGUUUGUUAUGCUUCAAAAUGGGACGGGUGGUGAAAUGAUAUUGGAUUACAGCCAGUUUUAGAACCCAACAAGACAGUCAGGGAGGUGACCCAAAGAGUUGCCUGCCCAUCUUCAAAAUUACCUGCCUGCAUAGUCAGUAUAUACAUAGAAAAAUAACAAACAAAAAGAGACAGUUAUUUUGGCCACUGAUUACAGUUGGGUCUAUAUGAGAGUUUGUUAUACGUGACAUUAAACAUCAUGAACAACACACAUGAACAUAUAGACUACGUAAGCUUGUUAUCAUGUCUUAUGUCAAUGACAUAAUGUAAGUGUGUAUAUGUAUAUGCUUCGUUUAUUACUUAUAUAUUUUAUCCCAAUCAUAAGUGUCAAAUGAGUAUUACUAUCAAAAUUACAUCUCUGAAAUUGAACAAGGCAUGACUGUGAUAGUUAUCCCGUUAUUGCCCUUUAGACAACUGUAUAUAACCACAAAGAUAUUAACUCUCAGGGAUAGAAAUUAGCAGUAGCCUCCUAUCCUGAGCUUGUUUCCCUAAUGUUAAAGGUUUCCUGGUUGAAUGUCUAACCUUUAGGGGCAUGUUUCUGUAAGUUAUCACUUUUCCUAGUGAGUUAUUUCCUAGGUUAAUCUGUAUCCCUGACCAAAGGAUCAUUCAUUGAUAAAACCAAUAAGAUAUUUACUCUGAAACCCAAUCACCAGUAGAGGUGGGAAGCACCGGUGUGCGCUGUGAUAUUGUCUGUAGCUAGCAGUUCAUGUUGUUCUGCAGAUGUUAUGCUUGCCAGGAAGACCAGAUUUUUUCUUAAAUUUGGUUUAUGAAACCCACCACUCCAAAAAUUUGAAAUGGGGGAAAAAAUGAAAAGCAGUGUUUUUUUCAUCUACUGACCAGAAAAAAGUAAAAUGUUAAAAAAACCAAGCUCACUUACUGUCACUUCCUACAUAAAUAAAUUGUUUACAACACUAUAAUUAUCUUGAUCAAAACCUAUUUAUUUAACUUACAAAUUUGAAAACACAACAAAAUCUGACGAAUCCCAUUCCUCCAACCCACACUUAUAUUUUUCUCAAACCUAACUAACAUUUUGAGGGAACAAAGAAAAAUAUUUGAGAUUGCAUGCUUUAAAAAAAAUAUAUUUCACCUGCCGACCUGAAUUUUUGGGCCAAAAUUGGUAAAGCCCCACCCCCCACCCCAAAAAGUCUGUCUUAUUCAGAGUAAUAAAUUAUCUUUUUCAAAGGAAUUUAUUUUGUACUUCACGAAUCUUGGAAUGGGGUUUGUAAAAUUUCUUAACAAGGAACAGAUAAUUACCAGUUAUUCUAUGAAUAACCUUUUGUCUUACUUCGUCAGAAACUUCAGUAAAACGUAGGUUUGCCAGUCACUUACAAAUAAACUAUUGAGCUAUUCUACUGAUGUCACAUACAAAUUGUAUGUGAUGUCAUUGCAACUGUUAUUAUGACUGCAGUGCUCUGUUAUUUUGUCACAUUUCUAACAGCCACUUGCAACAAAUGGAACAUAUUUAUUUACAUUUUUCUCGUAUGUGCCUAGUCAUCUAUGAAAGUUCUACACAGUAUAUUUUGUAGUUAUCCAGUGAUUCCUGUCUGUAGCAAGAAGCAAGACACUGUGUAGCUACAUGAGCUUUGUCCAUCACACAACUAGAGCUCUCUGUCUAUGUUAAGACCCAAGCAACUAUGCUAGUUUGCUCUGUGCAGUGUGAUUCUGUAUGUAUAUUACAUAGCAUUAUUAAUAGCAUACUAAUCACUGAACAAUGUGACAGCAUUAGAAAUGAACACUAGCCUAAGACUAGCAACAGUUUGGCAAUUACAUGAUAGUUCAAUGCAAAACAUGUACCAGUAACCGUUAUCACAUAGUGACAUAUGAUGUUUGUUACCCCGGUUGAAGAUCUGUUAUUUUGUUGACUAGGCUGGAAGCAGUUUUUUAUGAUGUUGAACAUAAUUGUCAUCAAUGUAUCUUUUCCAUAGAGGUGUGACUAGUAUCAUGUAGAUAGUAAUAUUUGGAGAGGUACUGAACACAUUAUUUCAUCUGUUUUGUACAUUGAUUGUGCUGGUUGUGACAUUCCAAAGGGGGGAAAAUUAAUGUUUUUCUCCUUUCCUUCCCUGUUUAAUACCUAUUUUUCCAUAAUGAUGGUAAUUGUUUGUUUCAUAGAUUGACAAAAUGUAGUGAAUAUUUUGAAUGAAGUGCUUGUUUAUGGUGCACAUCUUCCCAAGGCAAGAGAGUUAACUGACUAUAAAAGUCCAGUUCCGCCUUUGGCGAACUAGGCUGGAAUUUUGGGGCUCGAUCGAGUCAUGUCCCUUCUAUGUCCCACCUAUUGACCAUUCAGAUUCCACCUAUCUUAUCAUACUUGCAUUUGCUUCAAUGAAAAUGGCGGCGCCCAGUCAAGACAACCUAAUACAUAAUCAAGAUCUAAAUUGUCACGGGUCUUACCUAGCAAAGUACAUAAAAGUAGUUGAGUGCCUUGAUUAAAAACUUGAAAAGAUUUGAAAAGUAUCUGUCAAUGCCCAGUUUACACUACACAUGCUUUGCAAAUCCUGCAAUCAACCAAAAUGUGCAUGACAGUUUACGAACCGGAUGUUGAUUUAAUUCGUAAUUUUGAUUGGACUAUGCAUAGAAUCGUUAUUUCAGCCAAAAUAUAACUCCAAAAUUCCAGCCUAGUUCGGGACAGGUGGAAACUGGACUUUAUAGUCAGUUAACUCCCUUGCCUUAGGAAGACAAGGGUGCCUGAUAUUUGCAGAAAUGUAAAUAAUGGAUUAUGUUAACUCCUUCUAUUGUAGAACAGGGUUUUCCCUAGCACUUAACAUCUAAGAGUUGAGAUCCACAUACAAAUUGAACUCAUGAUUCGAGUUUCGUUUAAACUAGAUUUGCUUCAAGGGUUUCAUCUUUAAUAUCUAAGAAAUCCCUAAUCGGUCAUGAAGCCACAUAUUCCUGAGGAACUUUGGUCAUGAUUUGAAUCUGGAUUCCUGUAUGUGAGAUUGUGUUAAAUGUGUAGGAUUCCUGGUGAGGGAGAACCCUUAUAGAUGUAUAAGCCCUAGCUACAGUUCAGUAACUGAAGCUUUUUGUUGUAUAGUGUUUGUGUACAUACAAUGUAUCUUGUAUCAUCUGAAUGUCAGACAUUUUGUAAUAAUCCAAACAUUCAUUGAAUAAUAAAUGUCAGUAUUAA
Haliotis rufescens (red abalone) is the source of this 4708-nucleotide messenger RNA. RefSeq names its product proton-transporting V-type ATPase complex assembly regulator TMEM9-like. Gene Ontology annotation, cellular component: lysosomal membrane. The coding region runs from base 105 to 689 and encodes 194 amino acids. The record is from RefSeq and is a predicted model, not a curated record. The transcript is spliced from 5 exons. Lineage: Eukaryota; Metazoa; Mollusca; Gastropoda; Lepetellida; Haliotidae.